This is a messenger RNA of Arachis stenosperma, 483 nucleotides long. RefSeq lists its product as uncharacterized. The coding region runs from base 1 to 483 and encodes 160 amino acids. The transcript has a single exon. The record is from RefSeq and is a predicted model, not a curated record. Lineage: Eukaryota; Viridiplantae; Streptophyta; Magnoliopsida; Fabales; Fabaceae.
AUGGGACCUACCUCUUUCCACUCUUCCAUCCUCAACGUCCAGCUACCAAAAUAUUUCGACAAGUCAACAGACAUGAGGUACGAUGGCACCCAAGACCCCCCAGAACACCUGACGACUUUUGAGGCCAAGAUGAACCUGGAAGGUGUCGGCGAUGUAGUGAGGUGCCGAGCUUUCCCGAUAACGUUAGCAGGUCCCGCAAUCCAAUGGUUCAACGCGCUUCCGCAGGGGUCCAUUAUGGCCUUCUCGGAUAUAAGUCACAGUUUUCUAGCACAGUUUACCACUUGCAUCGCCAAGGCCAAACACACGAUCAACCUUCUAGGCAUCACCCAGAGAAACAGAGAACUGACCCAGAAAUUCCUAAAUAGGUUCAAUGAUGAAUGCCUGGAAAUCGAUGGCUUGACCCACUCGGUAGCCAGCCUAUGUUUGACGAAUGGGUUGCUGAAUGAAGACUUAAGGAAACACCUCACCACUAAACCCGUCUGA